Molecule: messenger RNA, 2004 nt
Organism: Eutrema salsugineum
Lineage: Eukaryota; Viridiplantae; Streptophyta; Magnoliopsida; Brassicales; Brassicaceae
Product: probable arabinosyltransferase ARAD1
Exons: 2
Coding region: 328-1743 (471 amino acids)
Molecular function (GO): glycosyltransferase activity
Source: RefSeq, a predicted model, not a curated record
CGAUCCCUGAAGCUUCAACACCGUUUGUUCUUCCUUGUUCUCCGCCGCAAUCUCUCCGCUUCAAUGAGAGAUGAAAUUCUUCUCAGAGAAGCUUCUUCUUCCACAUUCCUCUUAGCACCCAAAUCGCGCUUUCGCGUUACGAUUCGAAAAAGUAAGUUCUCUUUUCUUCAUCCUCAAAAGUAGAUCGUAUUUGUAAGGAAUCGAGCUAGCCUCUCAAGGAAGGAACAUUACCCAGAUUAAUCGUGAAAAUUCUCCGGUUUUGUGCCUUAGAAACCCUAAUUUAUGAUGUUCCUUAGAGAAUUUUGAUUCCUCUCUGUGAUUCCCAUAAUGGCAAUGGUGGAGAAGAAUGGCUCUACAAUCGGGUAUGUAGCCCGAAACCUCCUCCUCUGCUUAUUCCUUGUCACAACGAUCCUCUUUGCUCUCUCUUGUUACUUUGUGUUGCGUUCCACUGCACACAAUCGCUUCCUUAGCUCAACAUUUCCAUCAAAAUCGUUCCUUGACGAUGUGAAUGUGAAAGAGGCAAAGCAAGAGAAAGAGAAUUGUAGAUGCAGCAAGGAACCUCUUAAGGUUUACAUGUACGACAUGGAUCCUGAGUUUCAUUUCGGAUUGUUAGACUGGAAGCCUGAGAAGAAGAAUAGUGUGUGGCCUGAUAUUCAAAAGUAUAUACCUCCUUACCCUGGAGGCUUGAAUUUGCAACACAGCAUUGAGUAUUGGCUCACUUUGGAUAUUCUUGCAUCUGAGUAUCCAAACGCACCGAGAGCUAUUGCUGCGAAACGGGUUCAUAACUCUACUGAAGCUGAUGUUAUCUUUGUGCCGUUUUUCUCUUCUUUGAGUUAUAAUCGGUUCUCUAAAGUGAACCCUCACCAGAAAACCAGCAGGAACAAGGAUCUGCAAGGAAAGCUUGUUGCUUUUUUGACUACUCAAGAGGAAUGGAAGAGAUCUGGUGGUAGAGACCAUGUGGUUCUUGCUCAUCAUCCGAAUAGCAUGUUGGAUGCUAGGAAUAAGCUGUUUCCUGCAAUGUUUAUACUCUCUGACUUUGGAAGGUACCCUCCUACUGUGGCCAACGUUGAGAAAGAUAUUAUUGCGCCUUAUAAACAUGUCAUCAAAGGGUACGAAAACGAUACGUCCGGUUUCGAUACUAGACCGAUUCUGCUUUACUUUCAAGGUGCCAUCUACAGGAAAGAUGGAGGGUUUGUGCGUCAAGAAUUGUUCUACCUCUUGCAAGAUGAGAAAGACGUGCAUUUCUCGUUUGGGAGUGUGAGAAACGGAGGCGUAAACAAAGCAAGCCAGGGAAUGCACAACUCCAAGUUCUGUCUCAACAUUGCUGGAGACACUCCUUCAUCAAACCGUCUCUUUGACGCCAUUGCCAGUCACUGCGUACCUGUCAUCAUCAGUGACGACAUUGAGCUUCCUUUUGAGGACGUUAUUGAUUAUUCUGAGUUCUCGGUGUUUGUUCGCACCUCUGAUGCCUUGAAAGAGAAUUUUCUGGUUAACUUAAUAAGGGGAAUAACCAAAGAGGAAUGGACACGGAUGUGGAAUAGAUUAAAGGAAGUGGAGAAAUUCUAUGAGUUCCAUUUUCCGUCGAAAGUAGAUGAUGCAGUGCAGAUGAUAUGGCAAGCGAUUGCACGGAAAGUCCCUGGUGUUAAAAUGAGGAUUCAUAAGUCUCGAAGGUAUUCUAAAUCUGUUUCUGAGACAGAGAGAGAAUCAAGAUGGUCGUCAUUGAUACCUCGGAGUUUCUGGUGAAUAAAGAUGAGAUUUUUGUUGUUCUUCGUUUUCUCAGGAAGGCCAUCGAAUUGUUUUUGUGUAGAGAGAAGUUUAUGUUGGAUCAGAUGAUUUGUGAACUUUUUCUCCAAAUCAUAGGUUAUAGACAGAGAGAUAAGUCUUAUUCUAAUUGGUUUCUGCAUUUCACCAUAGAAAAAUAAUAAUGUUGUAAGUUGAUGAUUUGUUAAUUGUUCAUUUAGAUCUCUUUUUAUGGUAAAACAUAGUUUCUAAUAGAUAAACAGC